Molecule: messenger RNA, 3387 nt
Organism: Talpa occidentalis (Iberian mole)
Lineage: Eukaryota; Metazoa; Chordata; Mammalia; Eulipotyphla; Talpidae
Gene: TMEM132B
Product: transmembrane protein 132B
Exons: 10
Coding region: 175-3354 (1059 amino acids)
Source: RefSeq, a predicted model, not a curated record
CCCGGCGGACGGCCCCGCAGCCCGAGGUAUGGUUUCCCAGAGCAGUGGUACUGGUGGGCCCAGGCUGGGCAUCCCUGUCAAGUCUUCCCAGGGUGCGUCUAUUACCAGCACAUCAGAGAGGAAUGAAAAUAGCUCAACCUUUGUUACAUUCUCCUGCGGCAUUUCCAUGCAGGCAUGGAGGGCCGCGGGGUGGCGGACAGCCUGCAGCGGUUCUCCUCGCUCCCCGCCUACCUCCCCGCCAGCCUGCACGUCUCCGACGCCGAGGAGGCCUUCUUCCUGAGAGAGGCCAACCAGGACCUCACGAGGAACUCCAGCCUGCAAGCCCGGGUCGAGUCCUUCUUCGUCUACCGGGCCCGGACCCCCCCGACGGUCAACGCCACCUACGGCCCCUUCGCCGCUGAGCAGGUCAUCCCCGAGGAGCUUCUGCUGGCGUCCACACCCUUUGGGAAGAUGGAGAAGUUUCCCUUCAACUGGAAACUGAAGGCCCACAUCCUCGACAGCUCCAUCUACUCCAACCGCCCCAAGGUGCAGACCUUGUUUUAUAUCACCGGGAUGGACUGGGAGGACAGCGACGCCGCCCAGAGCCUCCCCUGCGUCAGGAUGUUCGCGUUCCCCGAGGCCAGGGAGGUGGCGGCCAGCUGCCGGCUGCAGGGUGCCCCGGGGCUGUGCGUGGCCGAGCUGGAGCUGCUGCCCGAGUGGUUCAGCUCCGGGCUGGACCUGGAGCCCGAGGAGGAGAUCCCAGCCCUGCUGGGGGGCACGGCCAUGGAGCUCUUCUUCGCCGUGUACCCGGCAGACCAGGCCGGCCAGUGUCCCCUGGAGGAGGAUGCCAAGUGGGAGAACAACAUCCACGCCGGCCCCGAGGGCCCGCAGCCCGCCGUGCCGGCCCGGGAGCGCAUCGGGAGCGUGGUGGUCUACCCCACGCAGGACGACCUGCGCUGGUCCCUGCUGAGCCUGGACCGGAACGUGGCCAUCUCCGUGCCCCUGAACCUGGUCCACGAGGGGGACGCGGCCACCUUCCUGGUGUCCCUGACCAGUGGCUCCGUGGCGGACCACUUCACUCUCAGAAUUAAGGCAGCAGCAGGUGUGAAAAUAACGGCGGUGAGAGUGAGCAGUGAGGACCAGUGGGCCGUCCAGGAGGAGAUCGACAGCGACGGGGACCAGACCACGGCCACGCUCACCUGCGUGGGCCACCUUCCGGACGCGCGGAGCAGGGCGAACGGCUCCUUCUACGAGCUCUUACAAGUGGACUUCGGGAUCGACAACAGCAGUGGCCUGGCGGGGGCCCAGCAGAUCACCUGGCAGGUGGAGUACCCGGCGGAGGACACGUGGAGCGAGCUGGUGGUGGCCGAGAUCUUCGUCAGCCCGACGUCCUAUGUGGGCAUCGUCCCCCUGGCCAUGGACACGGAGGUGCUGAACACGGCCGUCCUCACGGGGAAGGUGGUCUCGGUGCCGGUCAAGGUCGUGGCCGUGGAGGAGGAUGGGUCCGUGGUGGACGUGUCCCCGGCCGUGGAGUGCAGGUCUGCGGACGAGGACGUCAUCAAGGUCUCCAACACCUGCGACGCCAUCUUCGUGAACGGGCGGGAGAUGAAGAGCAAGGUGGACACGGUCGUGAACUUCACGCACCAGCACUUCACGGCGCAGCUGUUGGUGACCGUGUGGGCGCCGCGCCUGCCGCUGCAGAUCGCGCUCUCGGACGCGGAGCUGAGCCAGGUCAAGGGCUGGCGCGUGCCGGUGCCGGCGGCGGCCGACAGGAGGCCGGCGCGGGACAGCGAGGACGAGGACGACGAGGAGCGGCGCGGCCGCGGGUGCGCGCUGCAGUUCCAGCGCGCCAAGGUGCGCGUGCUCGCGCAGUUCGCCGCCGAGGCCGGGCCGGGCCCGCCGCGCUUCCUGCUGGGCCCCGACUGGCAGUUCGACAUCACGCACCUGGUCGCCGCGUCCAUGAAGGUGGAGGAGCCGCGGGUCGCGCAGCUGCAGGAGGGCCGGACGCUGGUGGGCCGGGAGCCGGGCAUCACCACCGUGCAGGUCCUCUCCCCUCUGUCUGACUCCAUCCUGGCGGAGAAGACGGUCACUGUGCUGGACGACCGUGUCACCAUCGUGGACCUGGGCGUGCAGCUGGUGGCCGGCCUGUCCCUCUCCCUGCAGCCUCACCGAGCCGACAGAAGGGCCCUUGUCUCCACGGUGGCCGCCCAGGACACCCUCCAAGCCCCACAGCAGGAGGCCAUCGUCAGCGCUUGGAUUUUGUUCAGUGACGGUUCGGCGACACCCUUAGACAUCUACGACCCCAAGGACUUUUCGGUCACCGUCUCGUCGCUGGAUGAAAUGGUGGUGUCCGUCCCGGCACACCUCCAGGCCCAGUGGCCGGUGGUGGUGGCAGAGGGCGAAGGGCAGGGGCCCCUGAUCAAGCUGGAGAUGGUGAUCAGUGAGUCCUGCCAGAAGACCAAGAGGAAGAGCGUCCUGGCCGUGGGCAAAGGCAACGUCAAGGUCAAGUUUGAGCCACAUGUGGGCGAGCACCCAGGAGGCACCAACGACAUCCAGGGCAUCCACCGGGAGUACAAAGACCAGCUCAGCAACUCCAUCGAGCGCGAGGGGAGCCAGGAGCGGAACAUGCAGCAGUGGCCACAGCCCGGCGCCCCCUCUGGCCACGAGGACCGCACCAACAGCACAACCGGGCAGCCGACCCGGGAGGGGCAGGGCCGGAGGCCCCUCAAGGGCGGAGGCCCUGACGCCUUCACCAGCUUCCCCGCGCAGGGCAAGUCCCCGGAGCCCAACAAUCCUAGUGACCUCACCGUGACCUCCAGGGGCCUGACCGACCUGGAGAUCGGCAUGUACGCGCUGCUGUGCGUCUUUUGCCUGGCCAUCCUGGUCUUCCUCGUCAACUGCGUGGCGUUCGCCUGGAAAUACAGACACAAGAGGUCGGCGGUGAGCGAGCAGGGCAACAUCCCGCACUCCCACGACUGGGUGUGGCUGGGCAACGAGGUGGAGCUCCUGGAGAGCCCUGCAGACCUCACCCUGCCUUCCGAGGAGUGCGCCGGCGUGGGGGACCGGGGCCUGCAGUUCGAGGAGCGGAACUUCCUCCUUAACGGGGGCGCCCAGGCCUUCCCUGGCGCGCUGCUGCGGCCCUCCGACCGCGCCUACGACGAGGACAUGCGCGACGAGCCCCUGCACCCCACGGGGCCCAGGCGGAAGCGCGUCAAGUUCACCUCCUACACCACCAUCCUGCCCGAGGACGGCGGCCCCUACACCGACCCCAUCCUGCUGGACGGCGAGGACAGCGUCCAGUGGGUGUGCCCGGACCUGGCGCUGGGCGCGGGGGACUUCCGGGACUACGUGGGCCGGCUGCACGACCCGCUGUGACCGCCUCGGUUCCCAUCACCUUUAUGCCUUCUG